Fusarium coffeatum is the source of this 876-nucleotide messenger RNA. RefSeq lists its product as uncharacterized. The coding region runs from base 1 to 876 and encodes 291 amino acids. The record is from RefSeq and is a predicted model, not a curated record. Lineage: Eukaryota; Fungi; Ascomycota; Sordariomycetes; Hypocreales; Nectriaceae. The transcript is spliced from 3 exons.
AUGGCAAACAGCGACGUGCACCUUGAGGACUCACAAGUCCAACAACGUGAUGAAAUUCAGACUCUACAACGUAUGCAGAGAGACCAAGACGCACUUCUCCGCCAUCAACAACAGCUGGAAGAUCACAAUCGUGAACUUCAAAACACCAACAACUAUCUGCGGGGCGAGGUUGCGGAUCUUCGUGCUCAGCUCUCCUACGCCACCCAAACUUUGACCGCGCGAAUCCAGGAACAGGUCGACGGAGCGCGAGCUACAGGCGUUUCCGAGGGCAGGCUUAGGGACGUUGUAGAUGAGCAACGCCAAGCCUUACAGAAUUUCGUGCGAGAAAAUAAGGCCGCCACCAGACGAAUCCAGGAACUUCAGCAAGGCCAGAGAGGAGAUCCCGCUACACCGGCCAACGGACUCAGGAAGACAAAAGGACAACGACGACACGAUCGAGCAGCAGAACAACGACAGACGCAACAGCGACAGACUCAGAAUGCACCUCGUCUCCCCUCAGUGGCGCCUACUGUUACAGGUGGUACAGCGAAAUACGAGCAAGGUGACUCUAUCAUAGUCCUGGACGACGACGAAGAGGACAAGGUGCCCGGGUUACCACUUGUUGAAGACUGUAACCUCGAUGACGAUGUGAUUGAGCAACUCAAUGCGAUCAUGAAGAAACGAACGGGCAAAAAGAACCUCCUUGCAUUUCUGGAGCACGGCGCAAGAAACAAGUCUUUCUGCGGCCAUGAGAUUACCAGCAAAGGACAGAAUGCCUCGAAACCUCUGUUAUCGUCGCAGCCUUGUCGGAUUCAUGGCUGCAAUUACACUUUCCGGGCAAAGGCUGUAGAGACUGAUUCAGGGGUCAAAAUGCGAAUCACCCCUUUCAUACCUUGA